Molecule: messenger RNA, 5094 nt
Organism: Phyllopteryx taeniolatus (common seadragon)
Lineage: Eukaryota; Metazoa; Chordata; Actinopteri; Syngnathiformes; Syngnathidae
Gene: zbtb37
Product: zinc finger and BTB domain containing 37
Exons: 3
Coding region: 1095-2411 (438 amino acids)
Biological process (GO): regulation of transcription by RNA polymerase II
Molecular function (GO): protein binding; DNA-binding transcription factor activity, RNA polymerase II-specific; RNA polymerase II cis-regulatory region sequence-specific DNA binding
Source: RefSeq, a predicted model, not a curated record
GAACUUGCGUUCGCGAACGGAACAACACUACCCGGCAUGCCCCGCGCCCUCCUUUUCUUCCUUCUUCCACGAGCAGGAUGACGACGAGCCGCCGCGGCCCGCAGACUCCGAACCGAACCUGAACGCCGAACCCCGAAUGGCGGCGGCGCAGCGGCUGCAGGCGGACCGGAGGCCGAGCGAAUUGUCUCUUGUUCGGCCUUGAUGCCAACGCGAGCCGGGCCGAGCCACAGUCCCAGCCCGGUGAUGUGAGGUCCGUCCGUCCGUCCGUCGAUUGACGAACGCCCGCAUCGGAAGUUAGCUGUGACGCUCGUGGACCUGACGGGGAGACCUCGUCUGUGACGUCACACAGCAUCUGGAGGGUGUGGAUCGUCUCGGGAAUCCCAGCCUCGAUUUCGGACCGACCCGCGUUGUUUCCCGAAAAGCAUGCCGGGAAGUGGCGAACCACGGACGGUCGCUGGAGAAGCAAAACGUCGCGCCGACCUCCGAACGAGAUUUGACGGCUUCCAAGCGAGUCGAGCGACAACCAGCCGUACGUUGUCAUGACGUCAUCGGAUGUGGUCAGCCCGAGCCGGUUUUCAGUUCACCGAUGAAUCCGGCGCACAAAAAUCCCCUUAAGUGAACCCUCACAAAUUGGCACUUAUUUGUGGAUUUUUGGGGGAGGCGAUUCCUCAAUUGUUCACUGGGAGCUCACCUAUUCACAGGUGUUGAGCGCCAUUUUGAGGCUUCUUGGUGCCUCAAAAAAGACAGAAGUAGUCGUUUGCCGCCAUCUUUGGGCAUCAAAUGCAAAUCCUUUUAAGGGUUACUCUUCGAUUUGGGUCCCUGUCCCCCACAAAAGGGUCGGGGGUCACCGUGCAGUGAAGCGAUCGGGGGGCAGGGAACGAGCGGACCGUUCCCAACGUGGCCGCCUUUCUCCGGCCGGGUUCCCUGUCGCGAGACGGGAAGUGAUGCGCCCGCACUUCCCACGGAAGCCGUCGCGGGCGCCACGUGGGACCGAUCGAGCCGGCCGCUGAUCCCGAUCGACGCCCGCUCCUGGUAGAAAGCCCUCUGGCGCUAGAAGUCGACGCUUGCGUGUUUCGCGCCUUCCGGGCGGCGUCAUGGAGCGCUCGGGCAGCAUCCAGCUGGACGUCCCGGACUUCAGUAAUUCGGUCCUGUCCCACCUGAACCAGCUGCGGGUCCAGGGGCGGCUGUGCGACAUCGUGGUCCACGUUCAGGGUCAGAGUUUCCGGGCCCACAAGGUGGUACUGGCCGCCAGCUCGCCGUACUUCCGGGACCACAUGUCCCUGAGCCAGAUGAGCACCGUGUCCCUGACGGUGAUCCGCAACGCGUCCGUCUUUGAGCAGCUCCUGGGAUUCUGCUACACGGGCCGCCUGCGCCUGCAGCUGCGAGACAUCAUCAGCUACCUGACGGCCGCCAGCUUCUUGCAGAUGCAGGAAGUCAUCGACCGCUGCACGCGCAUCCUGGAGGGGAUCCACCUCAAGAUCAGCCUGGCCGACCCGGACCGGGAGGCGGCGCCGCGACCCCGCGGCCUGGAGGCGCCCGUCGGACCGGCCCGCCGCGCCGAGGCGUCCGGCCGGGGAGAGGAGCCGCGCGGCCCGGAGCCGGCCCCCCGAGAACCGGUCCUCCGUGUCGACCGGGCCGGCCGGUGGUACGUGGAGAACUCCGGCGAGGCGGACGAGGGGGCCGACGGGGUCGCCGUCAAGACGGAGCGGGAGGAGCGGCGGAUCGGGGCGGACGCCGACCGGGACGAGUCGGGGCCGGCCGACGAGGGCGUGGCCGGCGACGCGUCGGGGAGCUACGGCGGGGCGCGGCCCUCCGGCGGCCACGGCGACGCCGACAGGUGGAGCCCGUCGGGCAGCGUCGUCGUCCUCGCCGACCAUCAAAGAGCCAAAAGCGAAUCUCCGAGCAGAAGCGAAGACCUGCGACACGCCAACUCCCAGGGUGAGGAGGCGGCGGCGGCGGCGUACGAGGAUUACGCCAGGGACCCGGUGGGCGAGCGCUGGUUCCGCUACAACCCGCGUCUGACCUGCAUCUACUGCUGCAAGUCCUUCAACCAGAAAGGAAGUCUGGACCGCCACAUGCGUCUGCACAUGGGCAUCACGCCGUUCGUGUGCCGCCUGUGCGGGAAGAAGUACACGCGCAAGGACCAGCUGGAGUACCACAUCCGCAAACACACGGGCAACAAACCCUUCACGUGCCGCCUGUGCGCCAAGAGCUUCCCCUUCCAGGCCAUCCUCAACCAGCACUUGCGCAAGAACCACCCGGGGCACCACGCCCAAAGCGCCUCACCCGAGACCACCACCGCCUCGCUCAGCGCCAGGGGGGCCUCCCCGGGCCAGGACGACCCCGAGGGCGCCGGGGCGACGUACGGGGAGGGCCCCCAUGCGUCCGUCUCCACCACGGGGCCCGACUGACCCAAAGCUGACGCCGCCCGGUGGGAACCCGAGGGCGAGGGCCCCCGGGCGUCCCGCUCCGCCGCAGGGCCAGACUGGCGGAAAGCUGACGCCGCACAGGACGGCCGGCGGCAGCGCUUCAAAAGCGUGAAUUGAUCUGAUUUCUCGUGAAAACAUUUUACUGUACUUCUUAGAAGACCGUUUUCAAAAUGUUAAGCAUUUUUUUACACUUAGAAAAAAAUCAAUCGAGUCUACAAAUAAGAUCUUGCAUCUGAAAACUCUUUUUGUCUUGCUGAAAAUGGAGAAAAAGUACAGAAAGAGAAAUCGGAUCAAUUCACGCUUUUGCGCCAGUCGGGACGCUCGGGGGCGCUCGUCGGGAGCCGCGAGUUGUCCGUCUCCGUCGCGGGGCCCCACCGACGGAAAAGCAGACGGCCGCGUGGCGCCGCGCUCGCCUCGAUGGCCGCACCGUCUUAUUCAGCGAAUCACGUCCUUCCUUUCUGCCUCCCGACAAUCCAGCGUAAAGGCCUGAAAAGCCGGCCCCUCUGUUAGCAUUUGCGUUAGCAUCCGUGCUAAUCGCAUACCGCAUGACCUCCUUCGGGACCGCUCGGACCGCCGUCGUUGAGUUCGGGUCUCAACGGACCAAAGCUAACCUCAUGUAAGCUGAUACGCUCAGUUACCUCUCGUCACCACUGGGGGCGCCCAGUGGUCAUCUUCACACUGACACUUCCACUUCUUGGCAGGAAUAUCGUGAGGAAACAGUGCUAGCGAAGGUGUUUUUGUUGCUACGCUAUGCCAACUUCUCAAAUAAUGUCCUCACCUUGCUAACAUCUGCCAACGGUAGCUGGCUAGCUAGCGAGCUACAUCAAGUUGGCUGGCGAGUCCCCGGACGCGCACAGCUAGCUUGCUUCAGUUCUCGCUGAAAAAUUGCUAGCUGAGCAGCUAACAGCUAAUAUACGAUACUAACAGAGCUACCUAGCUUCAUCCUUCUGGCAACCAAAGCAAAGAUGGCCGCCAAGCAACUUCAGCACUUCAAAGACUUGAUACAAAAAAAUACUUUUGGACUUUCAAAACUGGUUCCAAGUUGACUCCUUAAGCGUGACUCUUUGAAAUUCAUUAGGACUGAAAAGGGAACUAAACCCAAGAUGUCAGAACUUUCUGUUCUAUUUCGGACGCGCACAUCAUCUUAUUCAGCUGCUGUUGACUUCAAGAUACGACGUAUUUAUUCUAAAAAAUAACUUUAGAACUUCUUGCUGAUGGGUUCGCCGAUGUAAAGCGUAAGCGUCAGUUCUGUCUUAUUAUGCAGUUCUAUUUACGGAGAAAACCAGAGAGAGUUCGUGAAUAGUCAGCAACGACAAGCUACCCGUUGUCGGACGGAAUCCCGACCGGCUCGACGGCCGCCGUUGCGCCCUCGUCGGAGUCGGCGUCCCGCCCGAUAUUGCCGUCGUAUGCCGUCGCCCACCGGCGUCAACGCGACACCAUCCCCAAAUCAUGUUCAAUCGCGAAAAGAAUCGCUAAUGAAGUACGCUGUCAUUGCUCGCGACAGCCGGCGGACUCGUGUCCAAAGCAGUUCAACAGGCGAAAAUGAGCUUUGACGCCGCCACAGUUGCGGUUCCUCCAGAGCCGUUCGAUCCAUUUUGCAUAAAGCGAGCUUACGUGAAUGAAGCGAACCCAACUCCCAAAAAUCCAGACUCCUCACAGUCCAAUUGAGUGCUCUCGUAGCAGGUGGACCUCUACUCGCGCUUGGCCAUCACUGCAGGUCCGCGGACGAUGUUCAUCAAUUAGCCUCUUUCAUUCUUAUUCCACAAACGCAAUAUUAAUCCAAGUUUGACCAAUGCUGGCUGGCACGCACAUACUUAUUCUUGUGUGAAACCUUUUUUGGGUUUAGUUCCCCUUUUAGGAGUGGUCAGGACUUGUCUCGAUUCGCUAUAACAAGUGAAGACUUGUUAUUGUUACCUUUUUUAUUAUUAUUAUAAUUUUUGAAUGCGAAGACAGGUUCUGGGCUCCCUAGAGUCCACCAAGUGGACCGGGCGGGUGGGCGGGACUGGACUCGCACACGUAGCAGAGCGCUAAAGCGAACAAACCUCACUCGUACAAAACCACAACACCUCAACCUGAGCCACGCUAGGCCCGCCUCCUCCCGACACGUUACCUCACACGUCCCUGUCAAAGAUCCCGGUGCACCACGCAGACCCGGUCUCCGCACACACGUACGCCCGCUCACGUGCCCCGGUCUGCUCUAGUCGGCUCAAACCCUUUCUAGUCCAUCUUAGCCUGUUCUCAUCCCUUUCGGUCUGGUCCGAUCCAGUCUGGUCUAGUCUAGUCCUUUCAGCGGUCUCGGUCUAGUUGUUGUCUGGUAUCUCACCUGAUCGACCUUCGCCCUUUCUAGUCCAUCUUCGUCUGUUCUCAUCCCUUUUGGUCUGGUCAGAUCCAGUCUGGUCUAAUCCAGUCGGUGCGGUCUCGGUCUAGAUUUCGUCCGGUACCUCACCUGAUCGGCCUCCGACCUUCGCUGUUUUUUUGACUCCGCCCCCUCCGGGUUGUUCUGUUUAACUUUAAAAAACAAAUUUUUUUUUGAUCGACUGAUCCUUUAUGAAUAUUUUAACGAGCAGGAAGUGAAAAUGUUUGUUGAGGGCGGAGCCAAAGUGUCAAACUUCUUUCACGUGCAACAAAUAAAAGAGAUUUGACUGAAAACGUCUGCAGCAUUUUU